Molecule: messenger RNA, 591 nt
Organism: Aspergillus fischeri NRRL 181
Lineage: Eukaryota; Fungi; Ascomycota; Eurotiomycetes; Eurotiales; Aspergillaceae
Product: cupin domain-containing protein
Exons: 1
Coding region: 1-591 (196 amino acids)
Source: RefSeq, a predicted model, not a curated record
AUGGCAUUCAAACAUCUGAUUCCAUUUGCCUCCCUUGCAGUCAGUUGCAUUGCAGCCAUGUCGACUCCGGAGCCACUUCCCAACCCCCAGCGUGUCAUCACCGACACCGAUCUCGAGACCGGCAUCUCGCACUUCAAUACGACGCUGGACGAAAGCCUUGCGGUCAAGCAGGAUCUCGGAGGUUCCUUGUUCCGUUUGGGAUACAUCACCGACAAGACCCCCAACACGCUCGAUGGCACCGAUCUCACCAACUACAUUGAGUACCUGGAGACUGCCAGCGUGCCUCCCGUCACCCUCCCCGACGGUCGUGGCAUGAUGUGGUACAUCGACACCCCUCCUGGUAAAGGCAGUCCUGCCCACCGCACCGUCAGCUUCGACGUUGUUAUCCAGGUCGCAGGCGAGAUCGAAGUGACGCUCGAAUCAGGCGAGAAGCGCAUCCAGAAGCCGGGUGACAUGCUCAUCCAGCGUGCUACCACUCACACUUGGAGAAACCCCAGCAAGGACAAGUGGGCCCGUAUGGUUGGUGUCAUGUACUCGAGCAACCCUGUGGUUCUCAAGAAUGGCACCGUACUUGGUCCUUCCGGACUCUAA